UGAUGUAGGAGUCGGGGCUGAAGGUGAAUCAGCCGGCAUCAUUCGCGGUGCGUCUGAACGGAGCAAAAGGUCACGUGGAUGCUAAAGUUCACAGUCCGUCCGGAGCCCUGGAGGAGUGUGUGGUGUCUGAACUAGAGCAAGACAAGUACGCCAUCCGUUUCAUCCCACGAGAAAACGGCAUCCACAUGAUUGACGUGAAGUUUAACGGGACGCACAUCCCAGGCAGUCCGUUCCAGGUCCGCGUGGGAGAACCGGGACAGAGCGGCGAUGCAGGCCUCGUCACCGCUUACGGUCCCGGGCUGGAAAGAGGAAGCACAGGUAACCAGGCCGAGUUUAUCAUCAAUAACACCAAAGCAGGAGCGGGAUCUCUGGCCGUCACCAUCGAGGGCCCGUCGAAGGUCAAGAUGGAGUGUCAGGAGUGUCCCGAAGGCUUUAAAGUGCACUACACACCAAUGGCCCCUGGGAACUACGUCAUCACUAUCAAAUACGGCGGCCCUAACCACAUCAGCGGAAGCCCGUUUAAAGCCCGAGUCACAGGGCCACGGCUGGUGAACGUGACGAACGCCAGUGAGAUGUCCACUCUGACGGUGGAUCCGGUGAACCGGGCGAGGAGCACGUCUCCCAGAGCCGCUUCUGACGCCAGUAAGGUUCUCAGUCGAGGUCCUGGUCUCAGCAAGGCCUUCGUGGGCCAGAAAGCGUCUUUCUCUGUGGACUGCAGUAAAGCAGGGAAGAACAUGCUGCUGGUCGGCGUUCACGGUCCUCUGACGCCCUGCGAGGAGAUCCUGGUCAAACACACGGGAAACAUGCAGUACAACGUCAGCUACGUCUUAAAGGAGCGGGGCAGCUACAUUCUGGCUGUGAAGUGGGGAGAUGAGCACAUCCCAGGCUCCCCCUUCCAAGUCACCGUCCCAUAAUCCCCCUGGUGUUAAUCAGAAACACUCCUGAUGGAGAAAAAGACACUGUACAAUAACAACUAGAAGACCUUCCUCAUUCUGUUGAACUUUGCACUUGAUCAGGUUUUUGACUGGAAUGUGACGCAUUGUGACACUAAUGUUGACGGCAUGUUGCAUGAAUCCAUCUCUUGAUUUAGUUCAGCAUUGCGAGUCUAAAGAUGAGUGUUGAAAAGUUAAAAGACGGUGUAUGAACAAACCAGUCAGGGUUUCACACCCAAUCACUCUUUACUACUGAUAUUGACUCUAAUCGCUCGUCUCUUUCUAACAAUACUCACACUUUUAAUGCACAUUUUAUAACCUUUCCAUGUCUAUGUUUGAUUCUCGCUGCAUGUACCCAAGUGUGACAUUCAUUCGCUCAUAAAUCAAAGUUUCAUGCAUCACUUCAAAUCAAGCGAAGUGCAUUCAUUGAGUGUAUUUAUCUUAACGGUUUCACUGCUACAUAUUGAAUAGUUUUCAUGAGAAUGACCGUAUGUAUCAAGAUUUUAGACUCCAGAGAAGUCACAGUAAUAGAUUUAUUCAGGUAUUUCACAUUCUUUGUCUUAAUUCUACUAGUUUUGAUACUCCAGUGGUGUGAAGUAUUUUGUGUUUUAAGGGCAAGAGGGGACUUUUAAUUGUAUUUUGUAUUUAACCAUUGGUGCCUUAUUGUGAAACCUUUGAAUAGAUUCAAUGUAAAUUUUGCUUAUUAAAACUGACUGGAAUAAAGAAUUCAAGAUUUAAGAA
Carassius auratus (goldfish) is the source of this 1673-nucleotide messenger RNA. RefSeq names its product filamin-B-like. Bases 186 to 914 code for a protein of 242 amino acids. NCBI's taxonomy places the organism in Eukaryota, Metazoa, Chordata, Actinopteri, Cypriniformes, Cyprinidae. Gene Ontology annotation, biological process: actin cytoskeleton organization. The record is from RefSeq and is a predicted model, not a curated record. The transcript has 5 exons. Gene Ontology annotation, molecular function: actin filament binding.